Messenger RNA from Hippocampus zosterae (dwarf seahorse), 1808 nucleotides. RefSeq names its product zinc finger protein OZF-like. Bases 307 to 1362 code for a protein of 351 amino acids. Gene Ontology annotation, cellular component: nucleus. The record is from RefSeq and is a predicted model, not a curated record. The transcript is spliced from 2 exons. NCBI's taxonomy places the organism in Eukaryota, Metazoa, Chordata, Actinopteri, Syngnathiformes, Syngnathidae.
UGGAGUUGCCGUACGUUGUUUGAGCACUGCUGCCGAACCGCUGCACCCUAAACAACGAUCUGGCUUCGAUUGUAAAAGGAAGAAUAAAAAAAUUAUUAAAAAGAAAACUAACCGAACUUUUUUAUUCUCGAAUUGUGGCUAAACGCACAUUAGCCUCGAAGCAGGACGCCCGUAAUUACUUCAUUGGACCAAAAUAUUAUUUCAAGCUUCUGGGCCUAGCUUAGCUUAGUUAGCAUAGCUUGCGAGCCGCUUUGUCGCGAAGCAAAGAUCAAGUCUGAACGUAAACUGUUGUGAUAUUUUCGAAAAAUGUGCGCAAGACGAAUCUCAGAGUACAAGGAGCAACUUUAUGGGAAAAAAGAAGACAGCGAGGCUGUUUUCAAGAUGUCUCGAUUUGGUUCACGGCGACCAGACAUCAGCGAAGAUGCUUGUCCUGAGCGGUUGGAUGCAGAGACUUCUCACAUUAAAGAGGAAGAGGAGAACAACGAGGUACCCCAGUUGAAAGAGGAAGGAGAGCAGCAGGCCCCUUCAUGUAAGAAAGAGGAGGAGGUAGAGCACCUUUGCACGAAAGUGGAGGUGGAUGAGCCUCCCGACGUCAAAGAAGAGGAGGAGGAGAAGGGGAUCUGCAAGUUGCCAUCGACUGGUGUCCCUCUGAAGAGUAUAAAUGAGGCGGACAGAGAGGCGGAGCCUCCAAGCAGCAGCUCAUGUCAACAGAUGACAACACAAGGUAUUGGAAACCACUGUGGACAACCAAAAGCAGCUCCACUCUCAGUUAGAGACAACACAAUGUCAACCGCUGAUGAUAAUGGUGAGAAACCGUUCACCUGUUCCGACUGCGGCCGGAAAUUCUCUCGGAAGGGGCACUUAAAAAAACAUGUAAGAACCCACAAUGGUGAGAAACCUUUUUUGUGCUCGGUUUGUGGCCAAAGAUUUUCUCGGAAGGGAGAUUUACAAAACCACAUAAGAAUCCACACUGGUGAGAAACCUUUUUCGUGCUCAGUUUGUGGCCAAAGAUUCUCUCAUAGGGGAACCUUGAAAUUACACACAAGAACCCACACUGGCGAUAAACCUUUUGCCUGUUCAGAUUGUGGCCGAAAAUUCUCUCAGAAGGGAAACUUACAAAUGCACAUAAGAACCCACACUGGUGAGAAACCUUUUUCGUGCUCAGUUUGUGGCCAAAGAUUUUCUCAUAAGGGAAACUUACAAAUGCACGUAAGAACCCACACUGGUGAGAAACCUUUUUCAUGCUCAGUUUGCGGCCAAAGAUUCUCUCAAAAGGGAAACUUACAAACGCACAAAAUAACCCACACUGAGGAGAAACCUUUUGUUAGGUUAAUUGUUUUUAGUUAUGAUACAUUUGCAUAGUAUUAAUGAUAAAUUGAUUAUCCCUGCAAUGAUAAAUUGAUGAUGCCUGCAAUGAAGAACGCUUAUGCUUUUAAUAAAGAUAUACCUGUAAUUCUUUGAAAUAAUACAUACUCACAUUGCUUAGCGCUUGGCGCACUGUGUGGCAGUUGAGAGACGCAUGAUAAGUAUGAAGACUAAACAGGAGCAAGGUUGAACGUGGAUGGCGCAAUCAACGCCAUCUGCAACUUGAUGUUUUUGUAACAAUUGCGCACAUGUAUGUAAUUUACACUCACAUUCACACACAUAGUCAAACAAGUUCAGUGUGUCUUCAACUGCCCCCACCCUUUAGGUUGGACACACCUAUGUAUUAGAUUCCCAAUAAAUGAGAGGGCGAGCGGGGAGAUCCUUGGGUAACGUGCAGAGAACUGAAACCUAAUGCUUCUCCUCGUUCCCCCUUGGUACCAGAA